GACUCAUUUUGUGAUAGCGGCUUGCACGCUUUGGGAAUUUCCUCUGACACCAUCGAAACACGGUGCUGCCUCGCACACCCCAGGACGGUAUAUAAGAGGGUUGGUUACACAGCUCAGACAUCAGAAACCUCCCGAGACAACAGGAGAGAUCACUGCUCCUUCCUAGCAAGCAGAGCCAGAAGAAUCCAGGAGGGAAGCUCGCCUCGCCUCUCAUCAUGAACAGCAAGUUGGUUGUUGCUGUCUUGGCUCUUUUCCUAAUCUACGCAGCGGUGUCAGAAGGGGUGAGUCUGGCAAGGAUGGGGAACGAGCUCCGAUGCCAGUGCAUCGACUUGCAUUCCAAGUUCAUCCCUCCCAGGAGCAUUCGAGAUGUGAAGCUGACCCCGAGCGGACCUCACUGCCAGAACACUGAAAUCAUCGCUACUCUCAAGGAUGGCAGAGAAGUGUGCUUGGAUCCCACUGCUCAAUGGGUGAAGAUCAUCAUUAAAGCAAUUUUGGACAAAGCUCAAGCCAAUGCUGAGGCAAAACGCUAAGAGAAACCAAAGAAGAAAAAUCUGAGGUUCUCCUCCAGUUUCCCCUUGAAGGAAACAUCUCUGUGAAAAUGCCAGUCCAUCUGCAAGCAGCCCACCUCCUUCUGUUCACAUGUUCUCAGGCAGACUGCAGAUAGCAGUAUCUAUUUUCUAUUUAUGUAUUUAUUUAUUGAGGUGCUUCAUUUUAGGAGAGUUUUUUUUUUUUUUUAAAGAAAAGGCUCAGUUGUGCAUGGGAUAUGCCACUUUCUGAAGCUGAAAGCUCUGGAUGGGGAAAAGUGAUUUGCUGAGGGAAAUGAAGACCCUUUGGAAACCACUGAAGCUGAACAGGGCUGUAUGAGUGCAAUGCACUUGCAGCACAGCUGUAUCUAUUGUAAGCCUGGCUCUUACCCUGUUAGAGCAGCAAACUGGCACCAGUUACCCCUCCCCUGCACUGGUAUGUUGCAUCAACAGCACCAUGAGUCAGAGCCAGCCUGAGGCUGGCUACUGCCUGGGGUUCUAUGGCUUUCCGAAAUGAAGCAGCAAAGCGCUGUUAUUUGGGGAGCAUUAUUUAUUGUGCUAUAGCACAUCAAUGUUUUUAUCUCUCGCGCACUAUUUAAAAAAGUAAUAUUUGAGUAGGAAAACAAACUAUUUAUUUAAGUGAUUUUUGAUUCAUCUGGAUUCUAAUAUAGAAUAUUUCACAUUCCUGCUGUUGUGUGUUAGGAUUUUAUGUUAAUUUUAUGUUAAUUUAUCUAUUUUAUUCAAUGAAUGGAAAAAUUGUUGAAACUCAUGUUGCAAUUUUUUUUAUUCCUGUGCACUUUGGAAUUCAAUCAUUUUUACAUUAAACUAU
Molecule: messenger RNA, 1353 nt
Organism: Gopherus evgoodei (Goodes thornscrub tortoise)
Lineage: Eukaryota; Metazoa; Chordata; Testudines; Testudinidae
Product: interleukin-8-like
Exons: 4
Coding region: 216-530 (104 amino acids)
Biological process (GO): chemokine-mediated signaling pathway; antimicrobial humoral immune response mediated by antimicrobial peptide; cellular response to lipopolysaccharide
Cellular component (GO): extracellular region
Molecular function (GO): CXCR chemokine receptor binding; chemokine activity
Source: RefSeq, a predicted model, not a curated record